CAGGGUGUGAUUGCACUGCAAAUCUGAGCACCAGGCAGGUGUUGAAGAGCUGAGCUGUUGUGAGAGUUUUAAUUCCUCCAUCCAUCGAGUCACAGAGAAGGUGAAGUUACAAAAUGAGCAGGUAUUCGACUGGCAAGGUCAGCUCUCUCCUAAAGGACGGCAGCUGGAUCAAAAAAGCGGACGAUGAGGACGAAGACGUCGACCGAGACCCAAACUUUGGCAAAAGUAUUCUGGGCCAGCGCAGUGAAACUAUUGUUGGUCCAGACGGUGAAGAAGUAAAAACCACCACAACUACAAGCAGGUCAACAUCUGUGCAAUCUCUCUCCAAGAAAUUCAGCGGAAGUCAGGAUGAGCUGAGGAGCGGCAGCACCCUCCCUUCCAGCCCGACUACAUCUUCCUACACCAAGAGCACAUACUCAACCCUGAAGUCAGAUUAUCCCAGCAGCACAACCACCACGUCCAAGACGACUGUCACAGAGGAACCUAAGAAAAGCACCAGAACCACUUCGGUGUCCAGGGACGGCACCAGUGAGACCACCAUCACCACCUCCAAGAGUGUUAGCUCCACUGUGAUUAAAAGUCCCACCACGACGUUCACUGAGCGUGUCAAGUCUUCAAGCAAAGGGCCACUGUACUCAAGCUACUCACCGACCAGAACCACCAAAGAGACUGAGACUUCUGUUUCCAGCAGUAAAAACGCUGAGAACAAACUUUACGACACUCUCAUCCCCUCGGCUAUCAAGGGUGAUUCCUCACCCACAGACAGCAAAACAACUGUCUUCGAGACUGAGAAGGUGAUGGUGAAAAGCAGCACUGAUGCGGAGGACAACCUCUUCACAUCACUCAUCCCUUCAUCUGGCAAGGAGGAUUACUCGUCCCCAGACAGAAAUGGCACUAAAACUACAACCAAAACAAGGACUUCCUCUAUGGCUGAGGAUGACCUGUAUGGCACCCUCCUGCCUCGAUCCAUUACAUCUGUAUCUGACCGAUCUCCUUCUAUCAGCAGCAGCAGCACCACAAAGAGAGAGAUCAUCACAUUGGAGAGCAGCAGAGGAGUUGAAAGCUCAAGUCUGUCAUCGCCAUCCUCCACCAGAACCACCAGCUACAGCUCGUACACCGAUGAUCUUCCCUCCACCCGCACCAGCUCCUACACCAUCAGCACCACCCCAAGUGACGACUACAGCAGCGACCGUAAAGGCUACUCUUACUCCAGACCAGACUCCAGUUAUGACUACAGCAGCAUCACCAGUCCCACCUCCUACACCUCAAAGCCCUACAGGAGCAGCAGCAGGUCGGAUGACACUGAUCAAAUCUACUCAUCCUCCAUGAAGAGUGUGUAUGCAGCUCCUGAGAGGGCGGUGCUUGAGAAAGACCUGUGCACCCACUGCCGUAAACCCUUCACUGGUGACGCCAAGAUGGUCCUGGAUGACAUGAAAAUCAACUGCCACGCUUCCUGCUUUAAGUGCGAGGUGUGUAACAACAGGCUGAGUCAUAUGAAAGCUGGGGACAGCAUUUGGAUCUACAAACGCAUGGUGCACUGUGAGAACUGCUUUGAGGUCACCAGAGAUAAAUGGUGCCGCUGAGUUUCUCCCCAGCCCCCACUGGAGAGGAAGCACAUGUGAUUUAAGAUCAAAUGGAUUGCUGUUGAUCAGUGUGUUUUGGGUGACGCAGGUUCUCCUGUACUUCUGUUUUUACAAGCUGACAAAGCUUUAUCUGGGUAUUUUGAAAAAUGACAGUUACAUUAUGAAUAUACAUUUUAAAUACUAUUGCAGCUAGCUGUAACUGUGCUGUUGACGUCAUGAUAUUGCUGUCUCAGUAUCUAACCCUUUUCACUAAUUUGAGAUAGAACUUAUGAUAUUCUCUCAGGUCUGCUAACUUUGUGGGGAUUGUGUGAUAUGAAAGGAGAUAUUGCAAUAUUUAGGGCCGGGGGCUUUUUCUGUGUGCAAUAAAGACAAUCAAUAUAUCUGUAUC
Molecule: messenger RNA, 1971 nt
Organism: Anarrhichthys ocellatus (wolf-eel)
Lineage: Eukaryota; Metazoa; Chordata; Actinopteri; Perciformes; Anarhichadidae
Gene: scel
Product: sciellin
Exons: 26
Coding region: 114-1583 (489 amino acids)
Biological process (GO): epidermis development
Cellular component (GO): cytoplasm
Source: RefSeq, a predicted model, not a curated record